Pomacea canaliculata is the source of this 3602-nucleotide messenger RNA. RefSeq names its product CLK4-associating serine/arginine rich protein-like. The transcript has 19 exons. Bases 123 to 2153 code for a protein of 676 amino acids. NCBI's taxonomy places the organism in Eukaryota, Metazoa, Mollusca, Gastropoda, Architaenioglossa, Ampullariidae. The record is from RefSeq and is a predicted model, not a curated record.
CAUACACAGCUUUGGCGUGUAGUCUCGCGCGAUUUGCUCGCGAUGAAUGGCAGCUUUCCCGAGCGGUUAACGGAGAAAGUUUCGACAUCCACAUAUUGUAUAUUUAAUAAGCACAUUCCAAGAUGUGGCAUGAAGCAAGAAAACAAGAACGAAAGAUUCGUGGUCUCAUGGUGGACUACAAGAAGAGAGCAGAUCGGCGAAAGGAAUUUUAUGAAAAAAUAAAAUUGGACCCCACUCAGUUUCUUAGAGUUUAUGGGCGUCCAGUCAAAAUUAGCUUUGAUCCAGCUGUUGCACUGGCCGCUGAAAGCCCACAAAGCACUAUGCCCUGGCAAGGCGAUCCAGCCAAUAUGAUUGACCGAUUUGAUGUUAGAGCACACCUUGAUUUUAUUCCUGAAUUUACAGGCAAAGUGCCGGAGCUGACAGAAGAGGAGGAAGAAGAAGAUCGUAAGUGUAACUAUGAGCGUUACAGAACUCUGGUGGAGAAUGAAGCCUCUGGUUUAUCAGAGGAGCAAUGCUUACAUGAGAUUUACAUUGAUGAGCAUUUUGGCCUGCCAAACAAAUCAGGAGAAGAAGAGAAAAAAAAAAAUGCUGAUAAAAAGGCAGCUAUUGGGUAUGUCUAUGAGGACAGCACACCAGCUGAAGAAAAGGAUAACCCAGAAGAAGACAGUGAUGAAGAAAGCAGUGACACUGAUGUAGAGACUGCAGAUUUAGAUAUCACAUUGGAUGUGGAUACACUCACCAUUGAACAAGAGAUUGAAAUAAAUUCUUUUGCUCACCAAUAUGGAAUGAAGGAUGAAGAUUUUGUGGAGAUGCUUCGCAAAGACAAAGAAGAGCUGGAGGCUUUAAAACAUGCCAAACAAAUAGAAGAGGAAAAAGCACAGUUCUCAGGCCGCAAAUCUAGGCGUGAAAGACGGGCUUUUAAAGAAAAACAACUUCAAGGGCGCAGAAUAAGCCCUCCAAGUUAUGCAGCUAAGAGCAGUCCAAAGUAUGAGCCCUACAAACGGUCUGGGUCAUCAUCACGAUCAAGGUCCCGAUCUCCUGAUGAUGUUGGCAAGGUCAAGUUCAUCACCAGUUUUGGUGCAGAGAGUGAGGAGGAGGGAGGGGCAGCCACUAUGCAGGGUCCCACGCUCCCCCCUGCCGCUAAUGCUUCAGCCAAAUCUGAAUCUUCCACCUCGCACACUGACUCAAAAUCUGACUCAAACCGGCACCAGUCAUGGAAAAACAAAUCAAGGCCAUCAAACCUGCGCAGGAAAUCACGCUCAAGAUCUCGCUCAAGGUCAAGAUCUCAUUCUCGGUCAGGCAGGAGAAGAAGUCGAAGCAGAGAUGGCCGUGGGAGACGACGUUUAUCCAGGUCAAGAUCACGUUCAAGGUCUUGGUCACGGUCAUGGGAUAGAAGACGCAGAACUUUUGACUGGCAACCCAAUUCAUAUAGAGGCCCCCAGAGACUUCUAGGCAGGUAUGACAGGGGCCCACCUAGAAAUAUGUGGUCAAGACCUCGGCCACAGAGAAUCAGGUCUAGAUCUCGCUCACGAGGAUACAGAAGAUCUCGCUCAAGAACUUCUGUGUCAAAAUCUCGAAGCCACUCCUCUAGGUCAAGGUCUAGUUCAAGGUCAAGAAGCUCAAAGUCAAGAUCAUCAUCCAAAUCCCAAUCAAGAUCUCGAUCAAAGUCAUCAGGGUCUGCGAAGAAAGAAAGGUCCAAGUCUCCAAGCCCUAAAACCAAACCACCAGUAGUAGUGAAGCGUUAUCGCCGAGCCAGUCUUUCAUCCCGCUCCAGUGAGUCUGAGAUGGAGGAGGAUGACACCAGCUCUAAUAAGAGUGCCAGCAAGGAUGCAGGCACCUUGUCCAGAAAUAGGUCUGGAGGGAGCUUUAAAGCGGGUAACACGUCAGGAAUUUUUCAAGGCAAACUCACACCCCAAGAGAGGCUUCGUCGAAAAAUGCAGGCCCAGCUAAACAAACAGUACAAAGCAGACAAAAGAGCUGAAAUCUCAAAGAUUUCCAAAAUGGAACAAGAGAGACUAGAUAGAGAAGAAGAGCUUCGCAACAGGACAAUGGAAAUGCGUCGCAGGGAGAGAGAGAGGAGGCACAAAGAACUGGAAAACUGGAGCGUGAGCGCAGAGCUAGACGAAGUCGAAGUGGUAGUAGUGGUGGCAUAGGAAGUGAUGGAGAUGAAGACAUUUUUGAGGAAAACCCCAGUCACAGUCCCCGACGUAGCCAGUCCCCAGUGGAUAUGGAAAAACCAAGGUUUCAGAGAAAUCUUGUCAGAUAAAAGUUGUAUAUGUGCAAGCAGAAACUAAGAACAUAGUCUAGUGUUCAGAUGAGCUGGUGACGAAUGUGGGAUACGUGCAGUGGUUUGGACUGUGUGUGGACAGUGGCAACAUGGACAGUGUGACUUAAAUCUAUGUUACUGCCUUCAUAAGUCCUUAUGGUUUUAAGUUUCAUGCCCAUCACCAUACACAUGUGGUUUGUACUAACUGAAUAAUUGACUCAAUUGUUGACUAAACUGUAAAAAGUUUAUUACAGUGUUUCAUAUCUUUUCUCAAUAUUAUAUUUCUCAAAUUGCUACAUCUAUUGCUGGAUAGACUAAAAAACAUAAGGUGCUAUUGGCUUAUUACAAUGCAGCUGGAUGGGCACUUGCUAGCAAAGAGCAUGACCAUGUACAGCUAUUUCAUGACCUAAAAAAAACUGAUUUAAUGAAGGCCUUCACCAGGAGGAGUGAGAGCUAAUGGCUUUAGCUAAUAGAUUACAUUUGAAAAAAUUUUUUGAGUUUGAAAAAAGAAGAUAAUAUUUUUUAAAAAAUGAAUCAAGCCCAGUGUUUCAGCUCAAAUUGAUGUUUUUUUAAAUUUUUUGUGGUCUUCACAAUGUUACUCUGAAAAUUUCCUUGACUAUUCUAGGUCAUUUCAUUAACAUUGAUUUACUGAUUCUGAUUGGUCAAGUGAUUAGUUUGAAUACCCAGGCUUUAAAGGGACAUAAUUUAAAUACAUAUAGCACAUUUUCGCUCACAAGGCAAGCUUUACAAGAGACAAGGGACAGUAGAUAAUGAUGCCAUAUGAGACUGGCAUCACAAUCGAAUUAACUUGCAUAUGCACAGUGAAACAUUGCCAGGAGGAGUUAAUUUUGUAACCUGGUCUUCAAACCUUGCAUCUUUUGCUGUCUGUAAUGGGAUUUUUUAAAUUGGAGGCAUAGAUUUAUAGCAUGGAGAAUAAAGUAAUGUUUUUGUUUGCAGUGCAUUUAAGGCUGGUUGUGCUUGAUUGUUUAAAAGUAACACCAUGGUGCUAAGCUCACUGAGUUACAGUUAUAUUGAAUACAGAGUAAUGAAAAAUGGUUUUUCAUUUGGCGUCUCAAAUGAUGGCUUUUACAGCGGGAAAGCAUUGCUUGCAUUCUUAAUUGUAUAUCACAACAAGAAACAUUUGUGUAGUUUUUAUUUGCUUUUUGUGUUGUGUAGAACUCACAAGCAACACCACUGAUUUUUUUUUUUUUUUUUAAUGAUUUCUUCGCUUAGUGUGCAAAAGGGACACAAUGCUGGUCUUCAAGCUGGAUGGGUUCCAUAUAUCAUUCAACCUAUGUACAUAAAAUUUGCAUUUAAUAAAAAAUGUUUUUACAUA